Messenger RNA from Bubalus bubalis (water buffalo), 3447 nucleotides. It is a transcript of the gene ZBTB49, whose product is annotated as zinc finger and BTB domain containing 49. The record is from RefSeq and is a predicted model, not a curated record. The coding region runs from base 747 to 3044 and encodes 765 amino acids. Lineage: Eukaryota; Metazoa; Chordata; Mammalia; Artiodactyla; Bovidae. Gene Ontology annotation, molecular function: protein binding; RNA polymerase II cis-regulatory region sequence-specific DNA binding; DNA-binding transcription factor activity, RNA polymerase II-specific. The transcript has 8 exons. Gene Ontology annotation, biological process: regulation of transcription by RNA polymerase II. Gene Ontology annotation, cellular component: nucleus.
CCACUCCAGUAUUCUGGCCUGGAGAGAAUUCCAUGGACUGUAUAGUUUCAUGGGGUCGCAAUGAGUUGGACUCAAAUGAGCAACUUUCACUUCAGCCCUUAAGACAGGUCCCUUACAUAGCAGUGGUGGUCACUGUGGGGCUUCGGUGAGCAAAUGAAGGUUGAACCCAGUGUGAACAGAGAACUGUGAGAAGCUAAAUUAGGACUAGGGUGCGGGUGUGGAGCUUAUAAGGAGGGUUUCCCUCUGGAGGUGAGCAGUGUCAGGAAUGGAAUAGAGGGUGUAUGCAAGGGCUCCGGUAGCAAAAUGCCAUAGCCUGGAGGGCCUGAACAACAGACAUAUAUUUUCCUCACAGUCCUGGGAGCUAGAAGUCCAAGAUAAGGUGUCAGCAGGUUUGUUUGCUCCCAAGGCUGCUCUUCUUGGCUCCCAGCCGCAAACCUUCUGGCCAUGCCUUCUGGUGAUCUUGCCUCUGUGCACAGCAUCCCUGGUGUAUAUGUCCAGCUUUCCUCUUUUUCUAUAAGAACAGCAAUCAGAUUGGAUUAGGAUCUACCUUAACUACCAUUUUAACUUAAUUACCUCCUAAGGCCCAAUCUCCAAAUAUAGUCUUCAACAUAUGGAUUUGGAAGGAAACACAAUUCAGCCCACAAAAGAAUUUAUUGGAUGGACAGAGAGGGAAGUAUUCUCCAACAGAAGUGACAGGUUGCCCAGGUUUAAAAGCUGGAUACUCGAGGUCUCCUGGAUGGUGGAGCAUGGACCCAGUUGCCGCCCACAGCUGCCACCUUCUCCAGCAGCUGCACGAGCAGCGGAUUCAAGGCCUGCUCUGCGACUGUAUGUUGGUGGUGAAAGGAGUCUGCUUUAAAGCCCAUAAGAACGUUCUAGCAGCUUUCAGCCAGUACUUUAGGAGCCUCUUUCAGAACUCUUCAGGCCAGAAGAAUGAUGUUUUUCAUUUGGAUAUUAAGAACGUGAGUGGCAUCGGGCAGAUCCUGGACUUCAUGUACACGUCGCAUCUGGAUCUUAACCAGGACAACAUACAAGUCAUGCUGGACACGGCCCAGUGUUUGCAGGUUCAGAAUGUCCUCAAUCUGUGUCACACCUUUUUGAAGUCAGCCACCGUUGACCAGCCUCCAGGCCUGCCCUGUCAUGGCACCUUUUCCCUGCAGAGCACCCUGACUCCCGACACGAACUGUGUCCUCAGUGAAAACUACCCACCUCACUUGCUGCCGGAGUGCUCCGCGGGCACCCAGCAGGGUAGGGCCAUGGACGGGUCACUCUCGCACGCCCCACCCUCAGUCGGCCUUCAUCCGCCCACGGCCGAAACCUCCAAACAAGCCCCCGACCCGUUCGAUGGCAGCUGCACAGAACUGCCUUUCAAACAGCCCAAUUGUUACUAUAAGCUCAGAAACUUGUACAGUAAGCAGUACUAUAAACAUGCCAGCUGUCCCAGUCAUGAGCGAGUGACCGAGCAGCCUUUCACCUUCAGCGCCUCCACAGACCUUCACGCCGCGGAUCGCCAGCCCUAUGCGAUCGGCCACGCCGAGUGUGUCCUGGAGUCCUCCCAGCACCUGCCUUCCAACUUCCUGACCCAGCCUUUGGGUGAAAAUGCCCCAGACCCCGUGUCCGACCACGCCGGCCAACAGCCUACCCGGCAGAUGAGGCUCAAGAAGGCCAUUCACCUUAAGAAGCUCAACUUCCUAAAGUCACAGAAAUCUGCAGAGCAAACCUCUGAACCAAAACCUGAUGACAGUUUAACCACGAGUCUAGAAGCUGCCCAGGAACACAGUGUGGAGAAAGUGAACAGCCCCAGCGCCGAAGAAAAGGAAAGCGAGGAACUCAGCAGUUCUGAGAACUUUAAUGGUGUGAGUGAGACAGAGAGGCUCGAAGACUCCGCGGCCCUGGAAGACCAGACCCAAUUGCCACAGUCCCAGAGACAGUACGCGUGCGAAUUGUGUGGGAAACCUUUUAAACACCCCAGCAAUUUGGAGCUGCACAGACGGUCUCAUACAGGUGAGAAACCUUUUGAAUGUAACAUUUGUGGGAAACACUUCUCUCAGGCGGGUAACUUGCAGACUCACUUACGUCGGCAUUCUGGGGAGAAGCCAUACAUCUGCGAGAUCUGCGGGAAGAGGUUUGCAGCCUCGGGAGAUGUCCAGCGUCACAUUAUCAUCCACUCAGGAGAAAAGCCACACUUGUGUGACAUCUGUGGUCGAGGGUUCAGUAACUUCAGUAAUUUGAAGGAGCACAAAAAGACGCACACGGCUGACAAAGUCUUCACCUGCGAUGAGUGCGGGAAGUCUUUUAACAUGCAGAGGAAGUUGGUAAAGCACAGAAUCCGGCACACGGGCGAGCGGCCUUACAGCUGCUCUGCCUGUGGGAAGUGUUUCGGAGGGUCGGGCGACCUCCGCAGGCACGUGCGCACGCACACCGGGGAGAAGCCGUACACAUGCGACGUGUGCAACAAGUGCUUCACACGCUCGGCCGUGCUGCGGCGGCACAAGAAGACGCACUGCCGGGUGAGCGACGAGGGGCCGGACGCCCUGGAGGCGCUCACGCGGGCCAUCGAAGCCCCGGACCUGGAGCGGUCCCAGAGCUCCGACUCCUUCUCCCAGGACGUGUCCGUGCCUCUGAUGCCCGCCGUGACCGUCAAAAUCCCCGCGCACCCGGUGGAUGAGGACUCGGUGGCGGGGUUUGACAGCCCCUGUAAGUUCCAGCCGGUGGCUCAGCCCCAGCACGGGCCGAUUGAGUCCGAGAAGCUCAGCCUGGAGCCGGUGAAGCUGGCCAAGCCCCCGCACGUGCCGCCGGCGCAGCACCAGGCCUACGGCUACCCAGACAUGGAUGCCACAGCCGGCGCUGAGCCGCUGCAGGCCGACGGCGUGGCCGCCCUGCGAUCAUCCCUGGCGGCCCUGGACCACCCCCCCUGCACCGACCCCCUAGGCAGCCGCGCCGCUGCCCCCGCCUACAGGAACUCGGAGGGCCAGUUCUUCUCCAGCAUGACCCUCUGGGGAUUGGCGAUGAAGACGCUGCAGAACGAAAGCGAGCUAGACCAAUGACGCCCCUGUCGGGUCUCACUCAGCGUCGGAGGCCGGGGCCGGGCUUCGGGGCAGGAUGCCUUCUCACUAGCUCCAGACAGAGCCCGAUCCUGACCUGGAGGGGCUGAGCGCCCCAGCACCUUGAGCUCAGCCUGCAGAAGAAAGCCUCCUGGCCCCUCGUGGAGGUUCACGUGGGACUGAACAAGGCUCUUGGACCGGGUGGUAUGGACUGCGGGGAACUCCUACACAUUUUGGUCAUGGUAAAGGGAAAUACACAUCUAUAAUAAUCCAGAUAUUAUUUUUGCAUUUUUACAUGGUUGAAAUUUGUAGCAUUUUGUAUUUUUAUUUACAAAAAAGGUUUUAUUUGUAUAGGGAACUCAUACAGUAAUUUAAUUUUAAUAAAUGGAAGUUGCCUUUCUGCAUA